Piliocolobus tephrosceles (Ugandan red Colobus) is the source of this 6427-nucleotide messenger RNA. It is a transcript of the gene TBKBP1, whose product is annotated as TBK1 binding protein 1. The transcript is spliced from 7 exons. Gene Ontology annotation, cellular component: cytoplasm. NCBI's taxonomy places the organism in Eukaryota, Metazoa, Chordata, Mammalia, Primates, Cercopithecidae. The coding region runs from base 1904 to 3979 and encodes 691 amino acids. The record is from RefSeq and is a predicted model, not a curated record.
CCCCGGCUGGGGCUAGGGAGGGGGGAGGGGAGCGGCGCCCGGGUCGGGCCUCGGGGGUCGCGGGGUGGGCAGGAGGAGGCAGCGGGAGGGCGGCUGGCAGCCUCACGGGAUGGCUGGGAAGGAAGGGGUCCGGCGUCGGCCUUCCGCAUCCCCUCGCGUCCCCCUCCGCCGCCGCUUCUCAGGCCGCUCCACCCCCGGAGCCCCUUCCCCGGCCCCGAGAGGGUGUCCGGGGGCCCCGGGCUCGGCCGGCUGUGGGGAAGGGGGCUGAGUGGUCUCCAUGCCCGAGAGGGGAGGGGCGACAAUUUCUGUCGGCCGAGCGAAAGGGGUUUAAAGGGCGGCUCUUAAAGGGGCCGCAGGAGGGGCCCGGGCCGACCGAGGCACGCACCCCUUCCCCAGCCCCCUUCCAUUGCGCUCAUCCGGGCGCUGGGCCCAGAGAGGAAUGCGGAGGAAAGAGGCAUUUGUGGGGCGGCCUCGGGGACAGAGCCCCGCCAGGGGGGUGGGCGCAGCGGGGCGGGCGGGUGUCUGGGGGUGUGAGCGCUGGCGCGCGGAGCUGGGGGGAGGGGAUGGCGUGGGAAGGAGAGGGUUAAAGGUGGGGCCGGCCUUACAAACGCGCGCACACACUCCUUACUCAGACCCAGUCACUCGCGUUUCCCUGGCACUUAGAUGGGCCUGUGGGUGGCGGGGGAUGGCGGGGGAUUGAAUUGGAGCUUGCGCCGGAGCCCUUUGCAUCCCAAGCUCCUGCAGCCGGAUCUGGGGGCCCCGCUGUCUGAACUCACAGCUCCCCGCCGAGCCCCCUCUCCGGGGUGCACACACGCUUCAGCGCGCGCACACACCUCGGACAGUCCCCUCGCGUCUCACGUGACACGCGGCCCCAACGUGCCACCCUGCCCACGCGCUCACGCACGCGUGCACACACACCAGCCUCCCGACUGCUGCCCCACUCCGUCCCGACGCCCCUGCGACCCUGAAGGCACUCAUUGACUGACACACCUACACUCAUUCACAGACGCACACUCCCCCCACAUGCCAACCCCAGACACACAUUCAUAACCAGGCCCGCGAGAAGUACACACGCACCCCCUCACUGCCUACUCCUGCCUGAGUCAUUCCUGCCCCCUCGUAGGGUUCCCUGUUUCCCGGCGCGCGGGCACCCUGAGCCGGCCUUGGGAAUUCGUUCGCGUCCCUCUCCACCUGGGCCCCCUUCCCCAGUUUGCGCCCCGUGACACUCAGCCAAGGACUUCCUGUGGGUCCCAGGUCAGGGGCCAGGGGGUCCUGGACGGCUGCCACAACCCCGGUGCGCCCGGGGGAGGCGCUUCCUUUUCCUGAACUCUGGGAUCCUGCGGGAGGAAGUGGGGAAGUUGGGCGGGGGUGCAGCCGAGGGCGUGCCGACUGUGGAGGGGCCGACCCUCGCGCAGCUCUGGGCCUUCCUUGGGGAGGAGCUGGGGUGCCAGAGGCCCAGGCUAAGGAGCUUGGCGGCGAGGUAUUUGGGGAAGUAAGGCCUGGGGUGGAGAAGCGCUGAGGACUGGGCCGGGCCCGGCUGGGAAGGCAGCCCUCUCCCAUCCACAGGUCUCCCUGGUUCUGGCAGGAGCCUGUCCCUGCUGCCGGCCUGGUUUACUUGUCCCUACUUGUCAACACCCUGGCAGCGGGGUCUUCACCUGGUUCCAGUCCGUUUUCCCCAAGGCGGCAGAGAGGAUGGGGCUGAGGAGUCUGGGAAGGGGCCAUGGGAGUCCCCGCUGAGCGCUGAGCUCGGGGCAGGAAGCUUUUGAGUUGCAUUUCAGCCGGCCCCAGGGCUUGCAGAGCCAGGGAGAGGGGUACCAGGGACAAACCCUAGACAGACGGCCUUGUCCACGGUUGCUCCUGCUCUCCCAGGAGGCCCCGUGUGGGCCGUGGCCCGGCCCUCACCAUGGAGUCCAUGUUUGAGGACGACAUCAGCAUACUGACGCAGGAGGCCCUGGGGCCCAGUGAAGUGUGGCUAGACGGUCCCGGAGACCCCUCGCUUGGGGACGACAUGUGCUCUGCCUCCCACUUUGCCCUCAUCACGGCUUACGGAGACAUCAAGGAACGGCUGGGGGGCCUGGAGAGGGAGAAUGCCACCCUCCGACGCCGCCUCAAAGUCUAUGAGAUCAAGUACCCACUGAUCAGUGACUUUGGAGAGGAGCAUGGCUUUUCUCUGUAUGAAAUCAAGGAUGGCUCCCUGCUGGAGGUGGAGAAGGUCAGCCUGCAGCAACGGCUCAACCAGUUCCAGCACGAGUUACAGAAGAACAAGGAGCAGGAAGAACAGCUUGGAGAGAUGAUCCAGGCCUAUGAGAAACUCUGCGUGGAGAAGAGCGACUUGGAGACGGAGCUGGGGGAGAUGAGGGCCCUGGUGGAGACACACCUGCGCCAGAUCUGUGGUUUGGAGCAGCAGCUGCGGCAACAGCAAGGCCUCCGGGAUGCAGCCUUCUCCAACCUGAGCCCGCCGCCAGCCCCCGCGCCACCCUGCGCUGAUUUAGACCUGCACUACUUGGCACUGAGAGGGGGAUCUGGCUUGAGUCAUGCAGGCUGGCCGGGCCCCACACCCAGUGUGAGUGACCUGGAGCGGCGGCGGCUAGAAGAGGCUUUGGAGGCUGCGCAGGGAGAGGCCCGGGGGGCUCAGCUCCGGGAGGAGCAGCUCCAGGCAGAGUGCGAGCGGCUGCAGGGGGAGCUGAAGCAGCUGCAGGAGACGCGGGCCCAGGAUCUGGCCUCCAACCAGUCGGAGAGGGACAUGGCAUGGGUGAAAAGAGUUGGGGACGAUCAGGUGAAUUUGGCGCUGGCCUACACCGAGCUGACAGAGGAGCUGGGCCGGCUUCGGGAGUUGAGUUCCCUACAGGGGAGAAUCUUGAGGACUCUGUUACAGGAGCAGGCCCGGAGUGGCGGUGAGAUGGGGCAGGGCAGGGGAGGCCGCGGCGGGACCCGGGAAGGAGCCGGUAGCCAUGGCAACCAUCUUGGUCCUGGGAACCACCCUUUAUUUCCUUUCCUGUGGCCUGGAGUUGGUGGGCAUGGGUCCGGGCAAGCCCCUGGCACUCCAGUUCUGAGGGCUUCUCUCUGCACCUUUGUCCCCCGACCCCGUCCCCGUUUCUUUUCCAGGCCAGAGGCAUUCGCCGCUGUCACAGCGCCACUCGCCGGCCCCCCAGUGCCCCUCCCCCUCCCCGCCUGCCCGAGCGGCUCCCCCUUGCCCCCCGUGCCAGUCCCCCGUUCCCCAGCGCCGCUCUCCCGUGCCCCCGUGCCCCUCGCCGCAGCAGCGCCGCUCUCCGGCCUCGCCCUCCUGCCCGUCGCCCGUCCCGCAGCGCCGCUCGCCGGUGCCGCCGCCGUGCCAGUCCCCCAGCCCGCAGCGCCGUUCCCCGGUGCCACCCAGCUGCCCGGCCCCGCAGCCCCGGCCGCCGCCGCCUCCCCCGCCGGGCGAGAGGACGCUGGCCGAGCGCGCCUACGCCAAGCCGCCCAGCCACCACGUGAAGGCCGGCUUCCAGGGCCGCCGCAGCUACUCAGAGCUGGCGGAGGGCGCGGCCUACAUGGGCGCCUCCCCGCCCUGGCUGCAGGCCGAGGCGGCCACGCUCCCCAAGCCCCGGGCCUACGGCAGCGAGCUCUACGGCCCCGGCAGGCCCCUCAGCCCGCGGCGCGCCUUCGAGGGCAUCCGGCUGCGCUUCGAGAAGCAGCCGUCGGAGGAGGACGAGUGGGCUGUGCCCACCAGCCCGCCCAGCCCGGAGGUGGGCACUAUCCGCUGCGCCUCCUUCUGCGCGGGCUUCCCCAUCCCCGAGUCGCCAGCCGCCACCGCGUACGCCCACGCCGAGCACGCGCAGUCCUGGCCGUCCAUCAACGUGAGUGGGGCGCCCGCGUUCCGCCCACCUUGGACCAGGCCUUGAGAUUGAGACCCCAGAGCUUCACCCUCCCUUGGGGGCCCUGCCCCUUUCGGGUGUCAGCGCACAAACUAUCCACCCUCCUUGAACCCCAGGCCACAGUCUAGGUCCCUUCACCUCCCUUUCCCGAGAUCAUCUGUCACCAGAAAUUGGGGCCUGCCCCAUUAAGAUUUCGUUCAUUUCCUUGGAUAAGGAUAUGGUCUUUGGAGUGAGUGACAGUUCUGCCUUUGAUUCCAAACACCAGCACUUAAUAGCUGUGGGACCUUGUGCAAGUUACUUAUCCUCUCUGAUCCUCAAUAUUCUCAUCUGCAAAACGGGGAUAAUGAUUAUAGUAUCUGAUUACCUUAUAGGGUUCUUAAGAAGCAGGAGGUGAGCCUAAAGCAGUCAGCACAGUGCCUGGCUCAAGCAUGUGCUAUUAUAUUGGCUAUGGUGAUGGUGGCUACUGACCAUAGCAGGCCACUAGCCAACACAGGAACAGGCCUGUUUAUCCAGCUCCCUCCUUCAGGCCCCAGAGCGCUUGCCCUUUUCUGUCAGUCCUGAAAGACAGAAGCCUAUCUCAGGGCUCAAUCAUUUCACUGAAAUAAUGAGUUCCCUGAAUGUCAAAGCCACCCAUUGUAACCUGGAAAGACCAAAAUAUACUCCAAAGCCAGACAGAAAAUUAUUUUGGGGUUGUACCUUGUUUAGGAUUGUCCAUUGCUUUGAGUUAUCCGGGAGCUGUGUCUUAGUCACGCUGGGGGCAUGUCUGGGUCUUGGUUUCCCUCAUUACCACAGAUGCCCUGGCAAGCUGAGCAGUGACUCUCUCAUACCUGCCUCCUGGGGACCCUGUCCCUGGGCAAGUGGGUGGACACUGAGCUGGUGUGGGGGAGGACAGUGCUGAAGAAAGGGUGGCAGAACCUCUCCUGCAUGCCACAGCCCUCCCUGCCCUGGGUCCUGGGACAGGGCAGGCUGGGAUGUGGGGAUCAUGGGUGGGGGCUGGGGACCAUAAGUGACUUCCUUCUCUCCCCACAGUUGCUGAUGGAGACGGUGGGCUCCGACAUCCGCAGCUGCCCCCUCUGCCAGCUGGGUUUCCCUGUCGGGUACCCGGAUGAUGCCCUCAUCAAACACAUUGACUCCCACCUGGAGAACAGCAAGAUCUAGGGCACCACCCCCACCCACUGGCUGUUUCUCUGUCCUCUCCUAUCACCCCCAAACACUCACUUUGAAUGCUGCAUGAAUUUCGUGGGGGGUCCCUGCCCCUUGCGACCCCCAGAUACCUCCACUUGCUACCGAGUCAACGUGCGUGCCGUCUUCCCUGGUCCAGGCACCACUCAGCUCUGGCUCUUCCUGGGAGGUCAGUUGAGGCUCCCCCCAUGCUCCUGGUUUCUGCUUGGGAGGUGGGGACUUGGGCUGGGAUGGGGACGGCAUACCCCUCCCAGGCCUCUCCUUCUGCCUUUCUGUUCUUAAACAGGGUUGGAUCCAGGAAGGUGUCCAGUGCUUGGGCCUGGGGUGGGGGGAAGGUGUUAGAGGACUCCAGGAGCUCCUGCACCCCUCCCCAGAUGUCCGUCUUUUUCAGAUGGGGCUCUGUCUGGGGAGCACCCACAGGCUGUCUUUGGGGUCUCAGAGCCUGCUCUGAGCACUGACCCCAGUUCCUCCAUCCUGUGGCCAGCCUAGGGCUCAUGGCAUGGGCCCCCAUUGGGGGAGGGAGAGAUCUUGUUUCUUGACGUUCCCUACAGGCCAGCCCUGUCCUCCUUUCCCUGUUCUGCCCACUCUGGGGAAUAGGGAGGGGUGGAGAGGAGAGGGAGGAUCCUGGAGGACUGGGAAGAUCUAGCAUAAAGAGUCUUCUCUGAGGGCCAGGGCCAGACACCCCUAUGGUCAGGGGACUGUCUGCCAGCCUCCCAGGCCCAUGCCCUCCUGACCCCCCUAGCACUGAGGCACAGAUUGUGAAGGCAGAUGCCCCUUCAACCCUCCACUGGAGCCCCUGACACCACAGGUGCCCUGGAGCCCUUGUGUGACUCAGCCUCUGUUAGCUGGGUGGGUGUCACCAGCCCCUGCCUUCCAUGCCAGAACCUGAGAACGGGCCCAGGGUGCUGUGGAGAUCAACUUCAAAAGAGCUAACCCCUUCCCACACUCCACCCACCCACCUACAUUUCCUCUGUGAAAUCUACCUCAGAGUUGUACCCUCAGAAGGACGGGUAUGCAGGAGGCCAGGGGGUCCCCAGGGCUGAGGUGGGGAGCCUUCUACGGCAAAAGCCUGCCACCCCACAAUGAAUCCACCCCGCUCCACUGCGCGCCUCUCCCAGGUCUCAGCUCCGGGCAGGGAGCAGUGGCCGCUACCGACAGCGCAUGUCCCGCUCUUAUCCAACUCUUCCAGGCUCCACCUCCCUGCACCCCUCCCCUCUAUAGAGCAGGGGAGUGAAGGGGUGUGUCGGGUGGGGAAGGGGCCAAGGACAUGUCUUUGUACCCUGAGCAUCCCCAGGGAGGGGAAAUGGGGAAGGGGGCCUGGAGAGGGGAGGUAGGGGCCCCUGUGCUCUCUGAACAAGUUAAAAGUCCAAAUAAAACUUACCUGUUCCAUCUGU